Messenger RNA from Oryzias latipes (Japanese medaka), 3699 nucleotides. RefSeq names its product mothers against decapentaplegic homolog 2. Gene Ontology annotation, biological process: cell differentiation; anatomical structure morphogenesis; transforming growth factor beta receptor signaling pathway. The record is from RefSeq and is a predicted model, not a curated record. Gene Ontology annotation, molecular function: I-SMAD binding; RNA polymerase II cis-regulatory region sequence-specific DNA binding; DNA-binding transcription factor activity, RNA polymerase II-specific. Gene Ontology annotation, cellular component: heteromeric SMAD protein complex. NCBI's taxonomy places the organism in Eukaryota, Metazoa, Chordata, Actinopteri, Beloniformes, Adrianichthyidae.
UUUGUUGUGAUGUUCCGGUCUAGAUAGCCUGCUUGGCUAGCGGCUAGCACUGUGGCGUUGGUAGCAACUUGAGAGGAUCCGGCGAGCCUUGUCAGAAUUAGCCAACGGACAGUCUCUUUCAGGUGUUUGGAUCUUUGAAAUACUCUGUGCUGGUUCUGGCUUCCACUCUGUGCCUCACUGGUUAUCAGACGGGUACCUGAAAGCAAAAGGCCCAAAUUCCAGCUCUGGCUCUCGUCUGCCCCUGAUUCAUUAAGCCUGUAUUGAGUCAGCUGGAAACUCCCAGCUUGACAAGUCAAGAUGUCGUCCAUCUUGCCAUUCACUCCUCCUGUGGUGAAGAGGCUUCUGGGCUGGAAGAAAUCACCUAACGGACCUGGGGUGGCGGGCAGCGGAGAACAAAACGGGCAAGAAGAGAAAUGGUGCGAAAAGGCCGUGAAGAGCUUAGUGAAGAAGCUAAAGAAGACAGGCCAGCUAGAUGAACUAGAGAAAGCAAUCACAACGCAGAACUGCAACACAAAGUGUGUCACCAUUCCCAGCAAUUGCUCUGAAAUAUGGGGACUGAGUACACCAAAUACGAUAGAACAGUGGGAUACAUCAGGCCUAUACAACUACCCUGACCAAACCAGAUCUCUAGAUGGACGCCUGCAAGUCUCCCACCGGAAAGGGCUUCCUCAUGUCAUCUACUGUCGCUUGUGGCGAUGGCCGGAUCUUCACAGCCACCACGAGUUGCGAGCCAUCGAGGCCUGCGAGUAUGCCUUCCACCUCAAAAAAGAUGAAGUCUGUAUCAACCCCUACCACUACCAGAGAGUGGAGACCCCAGUGCUGCCUGCUGUUCUUGUGCCAAGACAUUCAGAAAUCCUGCCAGACCUGCCACCUCUGGAUGACUACACUCAUUCUAUACCUGAGAACACAAACUUUCCUGCAGGAAUUGAACCUCCAAACAACUAUAUACCAGAAACGCCCCCACCGGGUUACCUCAGUGAGGAUGGGGAGGCCAGUGAUCAACAGAUGAAUCAAAGCUCUCCGGCGGAGCUCUCCCCGAGCACUCUGUCUCCUGUCAAUCAUAGCAUGGAUCUUCAGCCGGUGACUUAUUCAGAACCAGCCUUCUGGUGCUCAAUAGCCUACUAUGAGUUAAACCAGCGCGUGGGAGAGACGUUCCACGCGUCUCAGCCAUCUUUGACAGUGGAUGGAUUCACAGAUCCAUCCAACUCCGAGAGGUUUUGCUUGGGCUUGCUGUCCAACGUCAACAGGAACGCCACUGUGGAGAUGACGCGAAGACACAUAGGAAGAGGAGUUAGACUCUACUAUAUUGGAGGGGAAGUGUUUGCAGAGUGCCUGAGUGAUAGCGCCAUCUUUGUUCAGAGUCCAAACUGCAAUCAGCGGUAUGGAUGGCAUCCUGCAACUGUGUGUAAAAUUCCACCAGGCUGUAAUCUAAAAAUAUUCAACAACCAGGAGUUUGCUGCUCUGCUGGCACAGUCAGUCAAUCAAGGCUUUGAGGCUGUCUACCAGCUUACCAGGAUGUGCACCAUCCGAAUGAGCUUCGUCAAAGGCUGGGGAGCUGAAUAUAGGCGACAAACUGUCACAAGCACUCCUUGCUGGAUCGAACUGCAUUUGAAUGGUCCUUUACAGUGGUUGGACAAGGUCCUGACCCAGAUGGGUUCUCCAUCUGCCCGCUGCUCCAGUAUGUCCUGAACAGCUACGGAAAUGCCCCAAAAAGAGCUCAUUAUUACAAAGAUCAUUAAAUUUUAAACAUGCGAGUUCUUUCGGAAAACAAUACAGCAAAGAAGUCAUUUCUGUUGACGUGCUUCAUAGUAUUUGUGUCCCAGUUCCACACCCCUCUUUUAACUUUUCUACACCACACACACACACAUACAGGCACACUCUUUUACACACACAUGGACACACACACAGACUUCUCAGUAAUUGGCACUUUGUUACCCAUGUCUAUGUCAUGCACCUUGUUGAAUUGCUUUGCCCCAAAUCCUUAAUAUUAGAUCUAUUUGUGGUACAAAAUAAAAAUGUAUAUUGGUUUUUAGUCUGGGAAGUAGGGGGGAAAUACCAAAAAUAUCUGUGAAUAGUUUCUCAGUGUUUGAAAAUUGCUUGUAAAACUAUCAUGAGCUCGAAUGCUUACAUGACUUUUGUUCUAGUCCACCACAGCUAUUGUUCUGAGCCGAAAGUUUACUUUUUUCUAGGAAACUUGACCCUGCUGUUUGUUGAGGGAGGGGGCUUGAGAAAGAAAUGAUGGCUGUUCUUCCUCUGAAGGAAAUGCCACAAUAUGUUUAUGAAAUUUGAUUAAAUUGACUUUUACAACCAUGUUCAUUUCCAAAAAAAAAAACUCCAGAUGCGUGUCGUUCUAAGACAUGCUUCUAUACGGACAAAUAGGAAUGUUGGUAAUUCUUUCCAUAGUGCUAAAAAAAAGUGCAGUCCUAGUUUUAGUACAGUUUAUUUUAGUCAUUGUAUGACACUCCUCACUCUCAGCGUAGUUGUAUUCCCGUCGGAUCGACCCGACAAUGAAGAUAACGGCCAGCUCUAGCUUGGCACACAGACUGGGCAGGGACCAGAGAAAUCAGCAAAUAUCUGUUCUCCUUAUUUUCCUUUGUUUUUAUUUUUAUUUUCCUCUUAUUGUGACACUGGGAGCAGUGAGGCUCUCCAAGGUGAAGCUUUAGUUGUCUCACCAAGAGACGUUUGAAGGUAUCACUGAAUCCAUUGUGUUCUCAGCCUGUAUCCACAUUGUUUUGUUACUUUUUUAUAUUCUCAUGUAUUUUUAUAUAUAUAUAAAUAUACCUAAAAUUUCCUGUCAUUCACCUCCUAUUCAACCAUUGCUGUUUUUCAAGUAACUUGGACAUCAUUCCUACAUUUAAUCCCAAAUUUCAAUUAGCAUGUCUUUGUUUCAGGUUAAAAGAAAUGAUGCAUUUUCUUAAAACUGCCCGACAUGACGUGUAGCCUUAUUGAACUUUUCUUUCCCCAAAGAAAUCCACCAAUUUUGACUGAAACUUUUAAGUCUUCAUUGCUGAAAUUGUUUCAAGAGCUUUGCCUGCGAAUGUUAGCAGAGCCCUGCCAUUCAUCUCUUUUUGCACACGAGACCUCUUGUAUCUUUUUGGUGCUUUUGUCGAGCAAUUAUUUUAAAACCUAUCCAGACUUAAUUUGCUUUAAAAUGGCAGGAGAUUGAAUGUGCCUGCACACUGGGACACCCUGUGUUAAUGUGUGUAUCGUCUUUGUUCAGUCUCUAUAAAGUACAGUAUGUACAUCAGAACUUACUACCUUAAAGUCAUUUUGUUGCUGUUGCAGGUUUAACAUGUAUCCUUGCACCCCCUCCAAAUGGCACUAGAGAUUGUACUUUAAGUGCACCUAGUGGGGUUUGAAUCUGGGGGGACUGAAUGAUGUGUUUAGGGUCAAGUGUUACAUCGUUUUUAGUCUUUCGCCUACAACAUAUGAAUGUGAAAAAAAAUAUACAUUAUAAAAACUGAUGUGGACCAGACAUGCAUAUGCAUAACAGUAGUUCAUUAUAUGUGUAUUUAACAGUAACCUUUUUGCAAAGCAGUCAGUACAGUAGAUGUUGCAUUUGUUUUACCAGUAGAGGGCGGAAUUGAUAGAUCAGUUCUUUGUUUAGUUUUUUGGGUUUUUUCUGACCAUAAGCUUCUCAGGCGUGUGGCAUAUUAUGCAGACUUCAUAAAACACUAAUAAAGAUUUUUAUUCUCAUGA